AUUUUUUAAUGAACUGAGUUCCUAUUUUCUUCGAAUUAAACAUGUGCCUCGUUCUAGUGUCUAACACUUCAUCGCAUAGCAUUAAAACACACUAAACACUUUUUGUGAAACCGACACAAUGUCGGUAUUUAGACAUUCUUUCAAGAUUCCUUUGACAACUAGGGCCAAGCUAAUCAAUCGGAAAGUGUCUCAAUUUUGCUGAAAAUAUCGAAAAAACGGCAGUUAAAAGUCAUAAAUUGGUCUUCCGAGGUGCUGCCGCGGAUCCGUUUUUUGCCAUGCUGGGAAGGGUCAACUUCGAUAAGAUGUGGUAGUCAGCGAAGACACUUAACCCGAGCACCAGCUUCGUCUGCGCCAGAAAGAAACCAAAAUGAAGAAUCUUGUUGUGUUCGGAACAAACGCCCACCCAGAGCUUACAAAAGCCAUUUGCUCACGUCUUUCUAUUCCAGUUGGACACGUGGAAUUGGGUCAAUUUAGCAAUGGUGAGACGUCUGUCAAGGUCAAACAGUCUGUUCGUGGCUGCGACGUUUAUAUCAUCAGUCCUGCUGCAGGUGACGUGAACGAUCAUUUCAUGGAAUUGCUCAUUUUGAUUUCUGCUUGCAAGACUGCUUCAGCUAAAAAAGUUACCGCUGUCGUUCCAAUCUUUCCCUACAGCCGUCAACCCGAUCAACGUUAUUCCAGUGCUGGAGCCCCCGUGCAGGCUAUGAAUCAAUUGUCGAUUACCAAAUCUGCACCUGCUCCCGUUACUGCAUACCGUGAGUGGAUCGCCCAAUCCGGUACGCUGGUUGCCGACCUGUUGAUGUGUUCUGGCGCGGACCAUAUCAUCACUAUGGACUUGCAUGAUGCCCAGUUCCAGGGCUUUUUUGAUGUCCCUGUGGAUAAUUUGUAUGGUCGUCCCUUGCUUGAGCGUUACAUUUCGCUUCAUAUUCCCAAUUAUCAAGACGCUGUAGUCGUCUCUCCUGAUGCUGGUGGUGCCAAGCGUGCCACCGCUAUUGCUGACAGUAUGAUGAUGGAUUUUGCCCUUAUUCAUAAGAAUCGUCCUCAUGCUUUCGGUACUUCGUUGAUGCUUGUUGGUGAUGUUCGUAAUAAAGUUGCUAUCCUGAUCGACGACUUGGUCGAUACGGGAACCACACUUGUUCGUGCUGCAGAACUUUUGAAGGAGCACGGUGCUAGCACUAUCUACGCUCUUGUCACACAUGCCGUUUUGUCCGACAAUGCCUUGGAACGCAUAGAGAAUUCUAGCAUUGACAAGCUCGUUGUUACCAACUCUGCUCCCCAAGGUGAAACCGAAAAGGAUUAUGUUGAUGUCAUUGAUGUUGCUCCAGUGUUUGCCGAGUCCAUCCGCCGUAUUCACAAUGGCGAAUCUAUUUCUAUUUUGUACAAACGCAACAAUUUGCUUUACUAGUUAUGUUUGCUUUCUGGAAGCAUUCGGUUUCGUGCUUAUGGCGCUUAGCUGGCUGCUAGUUAUUGUCUUUUUGGGAAAACCACUUGUUUGCUGUCCUUCUUUGGUUUCUUUUGUAGAACAAUAAAAAAAUCUGUUUAGGGUGUUUCAAUACCGUCAGGUGGCUCACUUGUCUUUGUUACACAUGUUGAAUGAGAUUGGUAUUAAGUACAAAGGCAUUAGCAUGGAGAGAAAUGCA
Molecule: messenger RNA, 1637 nt
Organism: Schizosaccharomyces japonicus yFS275
Lineage: Eukaryota; Fungi; Ascomycota; Schizosaccharomycetes; Schizosaccharomycetales; Schizosaccharomycetaceae
Product: ribose-phosphate pyrophosphokinase
Exons: 4
Coding region: 368-1402 (344 amino acids)
Biological process (GO): nucleotide biosynthetic process; ribonucleoside monophosphate biosynthetic process; 5-phosphoribose 1-diphosphate biosynthetic process
Cellular component (GO): cytoplasm; cytoophidium; ribose phosphate diphosphokinase complex
Molecular function (GO): ribose phosphate diphosphokinase activity; magnesium ion binding
Source: RefSeq, a predicted model, not a curated record